AUGGGGUCGUGUGGUCCUGUCUCCACACCAGCUUCAACCUCAUCCAAGCUCUCCACAACUGGUGGACGUCCAUUUCAUGGUCAGACUCUCUAUAGGAGUACCGUUGGAGCUUUACAAUACUUGACGUUUACUAGACCCGAUACAACGUAUGCGGUUAACAAAGUUUCACAGUUUAUGCAUUGUCCUAUGGAUUCUCAUUGGGUUGCUGUCAAACGUAUUCUCUGUUAUGUCAAUGCUACUUCCUCUCAUGGUUUAUUUUUUUCUCGUGGGUCCUCUGCCUUGCUUCAUGGUUAUAGUGAUUCAGAUUGGGGAGGUGAUGUUGAUGAUCGCAAGUCUACCACUGGAUUCGCCAUUUUUCUUGGCUCCAAUUUGAUUUCAUGGGCUUCUCGAAAGCAAAAAGCUAUAUCGUGGUCGAGCACAUACGCUGAAUAUCAUGCAUUAGCUGCUGCUACCUCUGAGAUGACAUGGGUUGAGCUUCUCCUCCGAGAGAUUGGAUGCUUUACCACCUCUAUUCCCAUUCUUUGGUGUGAUAAUCUUAGUGCUACCUACUUGACUGCUAAUCCCAUUUUUCAUUCUCGAACAAAAUAUAUGGAAAUCGAUUUUCAUUUUGUCCGUUACAAGGUUUGUGAUAAGUCUUUGUCGGUAAGGUAUGUGAGUUCUCAUGAUCAAGUGGCCGAUGCUCUCACCAAGCCUUUGUCCAAGGUCCGCUUCCUAGAUUUGAAGUGCAAGUUGACAGUUGUUCCACACCCUGCUCAACUUGAGGGGGAGU
Molecule: messenger RNA, 769 nt
Organism: Nicotiana tabacum (common tobacco)
Lineage: Eukaryota; Viridiplantae; Streptophyta; Magnoliopsida; Solanales; Solanaceae
Source: RefSeq, a predicted model, not a curated record